AUGGCUUCUUCUUCCUCCUCUGAGGAGACAGCUGCCAUAAGCCUCGGCGAAGAUGGGGGCAUUCUGUUCGACCAUAAGGAAAUCUACUCCCCAGGACGGCGACUCCUUCUCCGAUCACACAAACCGCUUCCUCCCUACGGCCGUCAUCUGUACCCAAUUCCGGAUGGCUUGACUUCUGACGACAUGAUGCUCUCCGAUGAAGAGAAGAAGUACUCGCUGAGACGACUGGUCUUUGAUCCAAACAAUGCGCCCAAGACCAUCGAUAAGAGCAACCAAAAUGAUCCUGUUGCUUCCAUUGAGGUCGAGAUCAUUCGGAUGAUUGGCGGCAAUGCUGGAUACCACCCUGGUCCCCAAAAAGUCCUUUGCAAGGUUGUCGCUUCGCCAUCGACCGCGCCAAAUGAACGAGAGCAUGAGGUCCCGUCUGAGGGACAAUUACUCUUCCUGAAGGUGUUCGAUUCCUUGUUCUGGCACAAGACCAGUGACACUGACAUCGCCAAGCGCCUCAUCAAAGUCACAAUCCAGGCCGACUCAGCAUUCAGUGACGAAUUUGGCGUCUAUCACCGUCUCUUUGAAAAGGGGCUCACUGGCUUCCCCCAUGUCGCUCCUCAAUUCUAUGGAGGAUGGAUCACGGCGGUCAACUCUAUCAAUUCAUCGUUCGCCGACCGGACGCGAGAUGUUGCGGUGCUCGCAACCGAGUUUAUCGAUGGCACUUCCCUUGAUCAACUCUUUACGCUCGCUGGCCCCAAUUCUGAGGUGGUUGAGCUACACAACAACGCCGAGUCACGCGGGGCAUUUACCACCAACCAAGAUGAGAGAAUGAAGAUCAUCGAACAGCUCUUGGGUGGCACAGUCUCGCAAGAAUACAUCGGGGUGGACCACUGUGAGGUCUAUCCAGAGAAUGUGAUCAUCUCCAUGAGAAACAAGGGUGAAUUACUGGAGAAACCUCGGGCCGUUCUAGUUGGAUACGGACGCGCACUCGUCGACGGCCUGCGGACAAAGCCAGCUAAGUUGUGGGAGUCCUAUCCGCUGAAACCCCACCCGAUUCUUCGAUGCGGCUGGCCUAGAUGGCAAUUUUUUGCAGGAUGGAUUCCUACCGCUUGGGCAAGCCCCCCUGGGAAGGCAGAUCAAGUGCCAUUGUUCAACCAAUGGGUGGUUCUGACAUUCGGUCGUCUGGAUGUCAACGAGAACCUAAACGACAAAGAUGAAGCAGACAGGCCUUCUGCAAACGACUCCCGCCCUGUGUCACUCUCUCCAUUGUUGGCUGGAAUCUCCGGUGAGCGUGAAUCCUACACUGGGUCGCAAGAUUCGAGGCUCACUGAUCUGGACCCCAUUGAUUUGGAGAGCCUGACACUCGAGGAGAAAUCGAACGAUAAUCAGCCCAGCCGGCCCAAAGAACGUCGCUUCUAUCCUAACACCAUCUUCCGGAACCGCGCGAAUAUGCGCAACAUGAUCUUCAGUCGCCCGACGCCGUCUGAGGAACCAAGCAAGGAGCCAGGUGAGGAACGAGGUGAGGACUCAAACAUCGACUAA
Molecule: messenger RNA, 1530 nt
Organism: Colletotrichum fioriniae
Lineage: Eukaryota; Fungi; Ascomycota; Sordariomycetes; Glomerellales; Glomerellaceae
Source: RefSeq, a predicted model, not a curated record